Molecule: messenger RNA, 2948 nt
Organism: Peromyscus eremicus (cactus mouse)
Lineage: Eukaryota; Metazoa; Chordata; Mammalia; Rodentia; Cricetidae
Gene: Ccdc149
Product: coiled-coil domain containing 149
Exons: 11
Coding region: 100-1542 (480 amino acids)
Source: RefSeq, a predicted model, not a curated record
CUGGUAUGUAAACGGAAGCUGGAGAGCAAGAAGGAGGCCCUGCUGAUCCUCUCCAAGGAGCUGGACACCUGCCAGCAGGAGAGGGACCAGUACAAACUCAUGGCCAAUCAGCUGCGAGAGCGACACCAGUCUCUGAAGAAGAAGUACCGAGAGCUGAUUGACGGAGAUCCAUCUCUUCCCCCUGAAAAGAGGAAGCAGGCUAAUCUUGCACAGCUGUUGAGAGACUCUCAGGACAGGAAUAAACAUCUGGGAGAAGAAAUUAAAGAACUUCGGCAGAGGCUUGGCGAGGUCCAGGGUGACAAUAAGCUGUUGAGGAUGACAAUCGCUAAACAAAGACUAGGAGAUGAAGAAAUUGGCAUGAGGCAUUUCGCAGCCCACGAGCGAGAGGAUUUGGUGGAGCAGCUGGAGCGAGCUAAGGAACAGAUCGAGUCCUUGGAACAUGACCUGCAGGCCUCGGUGGAUGAACUCCAGGAUGUUAAGGAAGAAAGGGCUUCCUACCAGGACAAAGUGGACAGGCUGAACCAGGAGCUCAACCACAUCCUGGGUGGUCACGAGAACCGUAUCAUUGAUGUGGAUGCUCUGUGCAUGGAGAACAGAUAUCUCCAAGAGAGAUUGAAACAACUCCAUGAGGAGGUCAGCCUUCUGAAGUCAAACAUUGCCAAAUACAAGAAUGCUCUCGAGAGACGGAAAAACUCCAAGAGCCAAGGCAAGUCCAGCAGUAGCGCUCUGACUGGGGUCCUGUCUGCAAAGCAAGUCCAGGAUCUGCUCUCUGAAGAUCAUGGGUGCAGCCUCCCAGCUACUCCACAGUCCAUUGCAGACCUGAAGUCUCUGGCCACGGCCCUGCUGGAGACAAUCCAUGAGAAAAACAUGGUCAUUCAGCACCAGAGACAAACCAACAGAAUCCUAGGGAAUCGCGUGGCAGAGCUGGAGAAGAAACUAAGAACUCUGGAAGUUUCUGGUUUGUGGAGUCUUCCAGGGGGCAAGGACACUAUACUGUUCAGUGACCAGACUCUUCCCACCACACAGAGGUCAAGGUCCCCACUGUUGAAGUUUGUGGAACAGCCCACUGAGAACAAGGAGAGCCCCAGGGAUGUUAAGUGUCUCUCAGGGGAGGUUCAGAAGCAGGAGUGGGGUGAAAGCUGUGCAGCUGCUGAGGCAUUGGCAGUGCCUGAGGAUGCUGGGAAGUCUGCUGUCAGCUCCCCAACACAGCCGAGCAACAGGAACCAGAGCUCAUGCUCUCCUCAUCCCCCGUUACCCCAGACACCUUCAGAGGACGUAAACAUGGUGGGAAAGGAGGCCAUUCAACUGACUGAUGGACCGGAGGCUGCAGACCUGGAGGAGGUCACAAGGGAGGCUCCCACGGAAGAACAGAGGAGUGAGCCCGGCCUGUCCCCACCCAGCCUGGCCUCCCAGGGAAAGUGCACCACAGCUCUCCAGCAGGACCCCUUGCCUUCCACGCAGCCGGAGGCCAAAGCGUCUAGUGUGGACGGUGAUGGAGGGCUCUCAGAGGGCAGAGACACAAGAAGCACUGUGCAAACAUGAGGGAAACAGAGACUGACGGGGUGACACAUGGAUGGCCCCAGGGACAGCGAGGAAAGGCUGAAGGCCCGGAACAGACGUCCAACCACUCUCGCCUAAAACACCUUCCUGUCUGCAAACGAGAAAGCGCUCUGAUCCGGCUACAAGCUGGAAGCACCCGAUGGUGCCAGCUCUGUCUGAUUUAUUAAAUGCUGGUCUGUGAGCUACUUGGUGUCACCUCUGUCUGCCGAAGACGUGCCGCUGUGAACACGGCCGGGCACAAGAAUCGUAGUUGCCAUAUGGCUGCCUUUCCACAUCCCUUCCUGUCAGCAUUUGUUUUAUUAGAGAGAAGAUGUUUUUCUAUUAGCAUUUAAUGUUGUCCAUCAAAGUGAUGGGACAAGCUGGGAAAGAAAGGUUUUUUUGUUUUUUUUUUUCCCUGGGUCUCGGUCUUGGGAAUAACUGGGUGGCUGGAAGAAAGAUGUAAUUGAAUGAAAUGUGUUCAUGGGGCCAUGGCUGCACUUUGUCAUGGAUGGGGUCUCUGAGGAUCCCCCAGAAGUAGAUGUUCUUGGCACCCAAUGUUUUACAGUGGGAGGUGGGAGGGACCAGAGCAGGCUGGGAAAGUCAGGCUACAGGUUGGAGAGGCUGUUUGUUGACUAGUACAGAUCUAAGGGUUCUAGCCUAGGUCUGGAGCUUUCGAUGGCCAGAAGGGAUGGGUUAACAAGGAGCUGCCAGGGGUAGGGGACUUCCUAGUGGCAUUCUGAUUUGCUGUUGUUGUUAUUAUUGUUACUUACACGAUAUUAGAAACACUAGCUGUCUUUAUCCAGCCCAAGCUGCACAGGAUGAUGUGGAUAUUUGGGUUCUGGGAGAAGCUCACUGCUUAGCUUCAUCCCAUUUCCCCGUACCACUUGAAACCCUGAACCACUCACUCCAUCAACAGAAGGUUGCAUCUGGGCCUCCAGGUACUCGGAUUUUAAACACAGGACUCUGAACUUGUAGCCUAAUAGGGAAGGAGCAAAGAUGAGUUUACUACAGCCUUGACCACUGUACACCAAGCAUAAUGUCCAACGGGGGAGGAGGAAGUAGCCCACUCUGGCCGCUGCUUCCUCACAGAGUGCAGAGGAGCUACAGAAAUUUGCAGGGCCAUUAAGCCCAGACUGCCCUUUGAGCUGGGCUCAGUUCCUCUCCCUGGGUAUGUGAGGUGGCUGAGAUCCCCAAGCUCACACCACCUCUGAGAGCCGGAUCUCGGAAACUCCAGCUAGAAAGGGAAGCUCAGAGAUGGCGCAUGUUCCCAUUCAUCCUAAAACCCGUCUGUGCCCUGGGACUCCCAGGGACAAGGAGACACCUUCAGACAGGGUUCCAAUGUUCUAUUUAUCCCUCUGUAUUUCAGUUUGUCCCUUCCCCAUGAAGGCCAGCCACGUGGAGGAGGAAGC